This is a messenger RNA of Rhizoctonia solani, 1053 nucleotides long. Its product is annotated as methionine adenosyltransferase. Gene Ontology annotation, biological process: S-adenosylmethionine biosynthetic process. Gene Ontology annotation, molecular function: ATP binding; methionine adenosyltransferase activity. Bases 1 to 1053 code for a protein of 350 amino acids. The record is from RefSeq and is a predicted model, not a curated record. The transcript is spliced from 6 exons. Lineage: Eukaryota; Fungi; Basidiomycota; Agaricomycetes; Cantharellales; Ceratobasidiaceae. Gene Ontology annotation, cellular component: cytosol.
AUGACUGUUAACGGUGCUACUCAUGCGGCUCUCGCUCCUGGCCACUUUUUGUUCACCUCGGAAUCUGUUGGUGAAGGCACCCUGGUCUCCGAUGCUAUUGAUCCUUUCUCCAAGGUUGCUUGCGAAACCGCUUCCAAAACCGGAAUGAUCAUGGUCUUUGGAGAAAUUUCUACCAAGGCCCAGAUCGACUACCAAGCCGUAAUCCGUAACACUAUCAAGCAGAUCGGAUACGAUGAUUCCUCCAAGGGUUUCGAUUACAAGACCUGUAACAUCCUGGUUGCGAUUGAGCAACAGUCGCCUGAUAUUGCUCAAGGUCUUGACCACGGAUCUCUUGAAGCACACGGUGCUGGUGAUCAGGGUAUCAUGUUCGGCUAUGCUACCGACGAGACCCCUGAAUACAUGCCUUUGACCAUCGUCACCAUUGAAUACAAGAAGGACGGCGGUGCCACUAUUCCCCUUCGCGUUGACACCAUCGUCAUUUCCACCCAGCAUGCUGAGGAAAUUUCCACCGAGGAAUUGCGAAACGAGAUCUUGGAGAAGAUCGUCAAGGAGGUUAUUCCUGCCAAGCUCCUAGAUGAUAAGACUAUCUAUCACAUCCAACCCUCCGGCCGUUUCGUCAUCGGCGGACCUCAGGGUGACGCUGGAUUGACUGGACGAAAGAUCAUCGUCGACACCUACGGAGGCUGGGGUGCCCACGGUGGAGGUGCAUUCUCUGGAAAGGAUUUCUCCAAGGUCGAUCGCUCCGCCGCAUACACCGCUCGUUGGAUUGCCAAGUCUCUCGUUGCCGCCGGCCUAGCCCGCCGUGCUCUCGUUCAACUUUCCUACGCUAUCGGAGUUGCCGAGCCCCUAUCGAUCUAUGUCGACACAUAUGGUACUGGUAAGAAGACAGAUGAAGAACUGGUCGAGAUUAUCAAGAAGCACUGGGACCUCCGACCAGGUGUUAUUGUCCGCGAGUUAAACCUCCAGCGUCCACAAUAUCUCAAGACUGCCUCCUACGGCCACUUUGGCAACGAUGAAUACGAGUGGGAGAAGCCCAAGCAACUCCAGUUCUGA